This is a messenger RNA of Stegodyphus dumicola, 1744 nucleotides long. RefSeq names its product PRA1 family protein Jwa (gene Jwa). Gene Ontology annotation, cellular component: membrane. The record is from RefSeq and is a predicted model, not a curated record. NCBI's taxonomy places the organism in Eukaryota, Metazoa, Arthropoda, Arachnida, Araneae, Eresidae.
CCUUUUGUGAACUUCAAUGUUUUGAUUUAGCAGAUGUUUGAAGUAUAGUUGGCUUUCACGCCCUUUCGAAAGAUAAUAUAAGUAAUUUGAAUUAUCUGAGGUAAAAUAAAAUGAGUGGAGAAAUAGAAAUCGCACGUAUGAGGAGUCUUGAUGAUUUCUUAUUGGAAUCAGCAAGGUUUCAAAUUCCUAAUUUCAAAGAUUUAGAUAAAUGGUCUAAUCGUGUCUGCAACAAUUUACUUUAUUAUCAGACAAAUUAUUUUUUCAUGGCUGUGGUUGUGUUUCUUAUUGUUGGACUUAUUCAUCCUGCUAAAAUGCUGUGUGGUAUUCUUGCAAUGCUGGCUGCAUUUGGGAUUUUUUGUUAUAUUACAAAUUCUAAGAGAUCUGCUACAAAGUUCAAACGAGAUCAUCCAGUCAUAAGUCUGUUUGUUAUCUUUACAGGUGGUUACUUUGUUGUGUAUAUGCUGGGCUCAGUUCUAGUUUUCCUGUUCGGGAUUAUGUUGCCAAUACUUUUGAUAUUCAUUCAUGCUUCAAUGAGACUUCGAAAUAUACACAAUAAGCUAACUAAUAAGAUAGAAACUAUUGGACUUAAGAAGACUCCUAUGGGGCUGUUACUAGAAGCUCUUGGUCAAGAACACAGUAAUAUGAAGAAGGAUUUUCUGAUGCCUAAUAUGAGAAUGAAGCAUUCAACAUCCAACUUGGUACAGCAGUUUUUUACAGAUAUGUCACAUUAGCAUGUAGUGGUCAAACUAUAUAAUACAAGAAUUACAACUUGAGGGAAAGGUUUUUCAUCUAAAUAUUUUUCAUCAAAUAUAAUCAAAUUUUAACUAAAGUACUACUUGUCCUUUUUCUUAUUAUAUGGUUAAGUAAAAAAUAAUUUUUUAAAGUAUGUGGUUGUGGUAGUUAAAUCAUUUUUCCAGCAUUAAAUAAUAAAGCACAAUUAUAUUUGUAUUUUGAUUUUUCAUAAUUAAAUAUAUAUUAAAAUGAAAAAAAUCAUGUAAUCACUCAAGUAAGAUAAGAGAACUUCAUCCUGUUCAUGUUCUUAUUUUAUUAUGUUUUCAUUAUUAUGCUUAGCAUUAUUCAAUAAAUCUCUACAUUUAGCAUUAUUGAAUGAUCCAGUUAUAGCUUUCUGAAAUUCAAUCUCCUGGUUGCUGUGCAUUUGAACAUCAGUGGGAUUAUUUUUUUAGUCAUAUUAAAACUAAUUAAACUAGGUGACUUAAAGUAUGCAAUUAAAAAUUAAAAAAAAUUAUUCAUUAGGUUGAGACUUUAUUUCUUUCAAUCAAACAAAGCAAGUUACUUAAAUCUGCAGUAUAAAUGAUUAUUUAUUAAUAAUAUUCUGUUUCUCUUAAAUAUAUUGUAAUUAUUUCAAGACUGAGGAAAAUUUCUUUUUUUGUUGAAAUAAAAUUCUUGUUUUAUUCUAUACUUGAGGUAAUCAAAUGAAUGUUAAAUUUAUGAAAAGAAAUUUAUUGAAGUAUUAAAAUGGAUGAUAAAAUCACCACAUUCCUCUAAUUACUUUCUUGGCUUUUAAGUUUGGCUAGAGUUUUUACAGAUUACAGUAAAAAAAGACAUGAUUUUAAGUUGCAUUGUUUUUUAAACCCAAGUCCAAAUAUCUGAACUGGAAAAAAAAGUCUGAAGAAUCAAGUUGUAGAAAGUGUGUUAAAUCUAGUCAUCGUGAAAUCUUAUUUCAUAACAGUCAUUUGUAUUAUUGGGCUGUGAGAGUCUUUUUUUUUUUUUUUUUUUUUUUUUU